This is a messenger RNA of Tachyglossus aculeatus (Australian echidna), 2697 nucleotides long. It is a transcript of the gene SSC4D, whose product is annotated as scavenger receptor cysteine rich family member with 4 domains. The transcript is spliced from 10 exons. Gene Ontology annotation, cellular component: membrane. The coding region runs from base 8 to 1966 and encodes 652 amino acids. Lineage: Eukaryota; Metazoa; Chordata; Mammalia; Monotremata; Tachyglossidae. The record is from RefSeq and is a predicted model, not a curated record.
AGCCGAAAUGCGCAUUGGUCCCUGCCCCGUCCAGAAGAACAGAGCGUGGAGUCCGCCCCCCUGGACCGUCCCCCCGUUCCUGCUCCCUUCGGCCUUGUUCCUCCUCCUCCUCCUCGCUCCUCCAGCCGGCACCCUGGAGCCCACACCGCUACCUUUCCCAGAGGUGAGGCUGGCGAGCGGGCGGAACCGCUGCCAGGGCCGCGUGGAGAUCCUGCACAACGGCUCCUGGGGCACCGUGUGCGACGACGACUGGGACCUGGUGGAUGCCAACGUGGUGUGCCGCCAGCUGGGCUGCGGGCCGGCCCUCCCCGGGCCCGCGGCCCUCGCCUUCGGCCAGGGCCGGGGGCCCAUCCUGCUGGACAACGUGGACUGCGAGGGGCGGGAGGCCGCCCUGAGCCAGUGCGGGAGCCACGGCUGGGGCGUCCACAACUGUUACCACUACGAGGACGUGGCUGUGGUGUGCAACGAGCUGCUGCCCACCUGGGUGGGAAAAGUGAUACCCAGCAGAGCCCCCCCCGAACAUGCCGCUGAAUGGGAAAGGGAGCCGGGGAGAGGGCGCGACGGCAGCCUCCGCCUGGCCGGGGGCGGCAAGCCGUGCCAAGGCCGAGUGGAGAUCCUGCACCGGGGCACGUGGGGCACCGUGUGCGACGACGACUGGGGGCUGGCCGCCGCCGCCGUGGCGUGCCGCCAGCUGGGCUGCGGCCGGGCGCUGGCCGCCAAAACCAACGCCUUCUUCGGCUACGGCACGGGCCUCAUCGCGCUGGACAACGUGAACUGCGAGGGCGGGGAGCCCCGCCUGGACGCCUGCCCCAGCCUGGGCUGGGGCAUCCACAACUGCGGGCACCACGAGGACGCCGGCGUCGUCUGCUCCGAGAACGGCGUCUCCUCUACUACCAAGCCCCCCAUCUCGGCCACCCAGGACCACCGAGACGCCCUCACCGCAGCCAGCACGGUGAUGGACGCUGGAGACCAGCCCUCCCCGGGCACCGAGCCGCCCCUGACGGCCCAGCCAGGCCUGAGGGAAAAAAGUGAGUGGGAAAGGCGGGAGUCUGCCUUCGAUGCCCACUGCCAAGGGCGGAUGAUGGGCAUCUGGGCCCUGGGCGAGGGGAGGAGGAGCAGGGAGGAGCUGACCCUGCUGGAGGAUUUCUGUUUAUGGGGCGGCGGGAGGCGGGAACCGGGGGCCUGGGGCGCUCAGCUCAGGCCCGGAGUGGGCACUGGCCUCCGCCCCCGUCGUCCCCUCCUUCCCGCCCGAGCAGGCGGCGGCCUGCGGCUGGUCAACGGGCACGGCAGCUGCCAGGGCCGUGUGGAGGUGCUGCACCCGAGCGGCUGGGGCACCGUCUGUGAUGACGACUGGGGCUUCCUGGACGCCCAGGUGGCCUGCCGCCAGGCGGGCUGCGGGCCGGCCCUGGGGGCCACCGUCCUGGGCUACUUCGGCUACGGCACCGGCCCGGUCCUGUUGGACAACGUGGACUGUACGGGACGCGAGGCCAGGCUGGGCGACUGCUUCCACCUGGGCUGGGGCCAGCACAACUGCGGCCACCACGAGGACGCGGGCGUCAUCUGUCGCGGACCGGAGGAGGCGGGAGAUCAUGUCGGAGAGGAAGGCCCCGAAGCGACGACGGCAUCCAUCCUCCCUCCCAGAGACGUAGGCCACCUGCGCCUGGCGAACGGCAGCCAUCGCUGCGAGGGCCGCGUGGAGCUGUUCCUGCAGCGUCAGUGGGGCACCGUGUGCGACGACGCCUGGGACCUGCGGGCCGUGCGGGUGGUCUGCCGCCAGCUGGGAUGCGGGUCGGAGCUGGCGGCCCGCGGCGAGGCCCACUUCGGCCCCGGCGCCGGCCUCAUCCUCCUGGACAAUGUCAAGUGCAAGGGGGACGAGGCCUCCCUGCUGAGCUGCUCCCACAUCCGCUGGGACGUGCACAACUGUGACCACUCGGAGGACGCGGGGGCUCUGUGCCGCCUCCGGUGAGGCCCCCGGAGCCCCCCGGCCGACCCUCCGGAGGGGAAGGGGCACCCCAUUCCCCCGGCGGGAUUGGGAUGGUGGAAUGGAGGCAGCCCUCUCUUGGGGACAAGUAGGCCCCGGCGGUUAGGCCGGAGGCGGCCGGUGAGUUGUUCGACCCCUGCCCGCCGCCUCUCUGUCUCUGGAAGGGCCCCGGACGGGAUAAGAAAUCCCGACGGGAUGCGGGAUGCGUCUCCCCACAGACCAGGCCUGGGGGCGGGGGUGGCACACUUGGCGUCCCCCGCUUGGAGAGCUCUGUCUUUUCUGGCUUUCCCGCUCCACGCUUCCCGGGGAGCGGGAUGAGCCGGCAUCCCCACGGACGCGUGCCCGGCUGCGGGUCGGAGGCCGGGUGGCAUUUCGGAGAAUUUGCCGGGGGGGCUCGGUGCCGGUCAAGCCCACCCCGAGAGCCCGACUUUCUCCCGGCGGGCAGAGGAGACCCCGGGCGGGAGCGGAUGGGCCGAGCCCACUGUCUCUAUAUGUUCCCAAGCGCUUAGUCCAGUGCUCUGCACACAGUAAGCGCUCAAUAAAUACGAGUGAUUGAGAAGCAGCCAGAAGGGUGGGCUGCCUCACCGCCGUGGUGAUGCCAAGUUGGCACGGCGCCCUUCUCUCCGUCGAGGCGGGGAAGACGCCGGGCGGGAGGGGACUGCGGGGGACGUCUGGGUCCGCAAUCCCCCCUCGUCCCCCACCAAGAUGUAGAUGAA